ACUUAAAUUAAUAUCAAUACACUCGACCGUGACCAGACUCGUCGGACCACGUCUGCAUAUCAGGGGAAAACCACAGUAUUUACUAGUCAUACUCGUGUCCGCCUUGAGAGUUAUCUUAGUCGUGCUCCUGGCGUUUGACUUCCACGACAAACAUACAGUCUACUUUGAUCAUGGCUUCCCCAAUUCCUGCUGGGUUUCGUGCCUUGCCACUGUCAGCCAUACAGCUCUCUUUAGCAGCUGUUUUGAAAUGCGGCCAGUCAUUUCGUUGGACAUGUUACCCCCUAACCUCGUCCCCUGGUACAGAAUCAUCUCCUACUCACGAGUACCGUCUGUGCCUAAGGGACCGUGUAGUAUGCUUAAGACAGUCUUCCGACUAUCUUUUCUAUCGCUCUGUUUUUCCGGGAGAGCGUCUCUCUGCAGAACGGGAGAGAGUUGGCGAUGAAGAAACGUUGAUUUGGCUCAAGGACUAUUUUCAGCUCGACGUCGACUUGGUAAAACUUUACGACCAGUGGAGUGACCGAGAUCAAGUCUUCAAUAAACUUAAAUCUCGCUUUUCUGGAAUCCGGAUGUUGAGACAAGAUCCUUGGGAGAACCUGGUAUCUUUCAUUUGCUCUUCUAAUAAUAACAUACCCCGGAUCACCAAGAUGGUGCACGCUCUUUGCAAACAGUACUCUCCUUCCCUGAUUUCCUUGCCACCUCCCGAGCUCAGUGAAAGUGACUCCCAAGGUCAUGCGGCGUAUCACCCCUUUCCCCCGCCCUCUCUCCUUACCGCUCCUGGAGUCAAGUCCACUCUUCGGGGUUUGGGCUUUGGCUACCGUGCUGAUUAUAUUCAGCGCACUGCGAAAAUGCUCGUGGACACUCACGGUUCUUCGGUGUCCAACUCGGAGUCACGAGAGAACUGCGAGGAGUGGUUGACCGGAUUGAGAGACAUGAGCACCGAAGCUGCUCGUGAAGAACUUCUAAAGUUCGUCGGCGUAGGACGCAAGGUAGCAGACUGUAUUCUUCUCAUGAGCUUGGACAAAAAAGAAGUAAUUCCAGUGGAUACUCACGUUUACCAGAUUGCCAUCAAGCAUUACGGGCUGCGUGCCGUAGGCGGCUCCAAAGGAAAAGGUGUCAUGACCCCUCGAAUCUAUGAUGAGGUGGCCACUAAGCUUGCCGACAUUUGGGGUGAAUAUGCCGGUUGGGCCCACUCUGGCUGUAGCCGCUGUAGCCGCUAUAGUGCUACUGUCAUUGCUGCCACACAUGAUGACCCGAGUUGGCUCGAGGAUGACUCGGAUGACCUGAGUUCGGUUGAGGAGGAAGAUACAAGUUCACCCACCAGCAGGCAAGUGAAGAGAAGGAGACGGAGUUUUGAUCAAUAGAUGUUUUCUAAAUCUGAGAUGGCACUCAUGAGUGAUAUAUAUUGGAUCUAUGCUCCUGUGGGGUUCAUAUUGCUCUCUUAGUAGCGUUGACCGUCCUAAUGGCAUCUAUUCAAGUUACAGUAAGCUAUACUGCGUUAGUGUGCACUAGGUCUGGAUGCCAACCACGCCACCUGACCUAUUCACAUCUGUCUGUUUCUUGUGAAGAGUCUCAUUGCAUGGCGCGAUAGGCACGUAUAUAGUACAAUGUCCAGACUCCAAUGUAUACAUGCAAACACUAAACGAAGCUGAGCACGAGAUGUUGGAGAGGUCUGACACCCACUACACCAUACAAAUAAGAUGCGUGCGUUCAUAAUCCUAUCCGAAGUACUCUUCGCAUUACCGAAUCGCCAUCGUUCUUCCUGAAUAAUGGCAGAACGGGCACUGUCUAAAA
Molecule: messenger RNA, 1791 nt
Organism: Suillus subaureus
Lineage: Eukaryota; Fungi; Basidiomycota; Agaricomycetes; Boletales; Suillaceae
Product: DNA glycosylase
Exons: 4
Coding region: 171-1361 (396 amino acids)
Biological process (GO): nucleotide-excision repair; base-excision repair; base-excision repair, AP site formation
Cellular component (GO): nucleus
Molecular function (GO): 8-oxo-7,8-dihydroguanine DNA N-glycosylase activity; damaged DNA binding
Source: RefSeq, a predicted model, not a curated record